This is a messenger RNA of Culex quinquefasciatus (southern house mosquito), 2560 nucleotides long. Its product is annotated as major facilitator superfamily domain-containing protein 12. The coding region runs from base 688 to 2412 and encodes 574 amino acids. The record is from RefSeq and is a predicted model, not a curated record. Lineage: Eukaryota; Metazoa; Arthropoda; Insecta; Diptera; Culicidae. The transcript has 5 exons. Gene Ontology annotation, molecular function: symporter activity. Gene Ontology annotation, biological process: carbohydrate transport; transmembrane transport. Gene Ontology annotation, cellular component: membrane.
CUGCCUUCAGUCGAGAUCCAGCGUUCGCGUCGACGAGUCGUACAAGUUCGGUUCCGCAGCUUUCUAAAGCGUUUGAGACGUAGUUGUGCCAGCACACGGUGGAUACACUAAUACUGGUACAGAAAAGGGGAAGCUUCUGCGUAUCCAAAGCAGCCCCCAAGUGGAUGAAUCAAGAUGGGUGGUUCGUGCUGAGAUAUAUAACCAGUGAUAACGAAUAUACACAGUGAGUUUGACGUUUUUUGCGGGAAUUCCGUGGCCGGGUUUACAUACGCAAAACGCAUCAAUUGAAAAUCAAAACAACGUCGCAAAUAGUUCGAAGAACACUAUCAAUUCAACAGUAUUAUUGGGGCUAAGCUGAAGGAAGAUAACAAAAACAGUGGGAAUAGUAGAGCACAAAGAGAGGUGGUGAUCUGGACUGAUGACACACAUCUCGAGACAAUCAGUAUUGUCGGAGAAGGCUUAAUGGUGACCAGAAGUGGCAAAGUGGUGUGCCUGCUAAUCGGUAUUUUGCAAACAAACGUGGCAAACCAGAAACAGCUGAUUGGCACCACAUUCCCAAUUGGAUAUAAGAGUCAACAUGGUUUAGUCAUAGUGUAAUUAAAAGUGUGCGGAACUAUCGACGGGUUGAAAUCUGGAAAAGGACUCGUUCCCAACCUUUACACAUCUCACCGUGUCUCACCUCCAAAAAUGUCAGAAAAAUCCACUCUAAACGAUAGUAGAAAUCCAACACAACAGCAGCAACCCCUCCAGAAUGGUAGUGCCAGUCCAAACCACCGCCACAACAGUAGUACUUACGGAGCAAUAGACGAAAUAACCACAGCGACACCCACGUCAACCGCCCCCAACGGUGGCGUUCCCCCAGGCGAACCAGGCGGAUCAUCCACAAUGGGCGGUGAUCGUCGCUCGACGCUCAAAGUGAUGGAGAAGCUCGGUUACGGGUUGGGCCACGUGUACAACGAUCUGUGCGCCGGGGUCUGGUUCAGCUACACGUUGCUGUUCAUGCAGGGUGCUUUGGGUAUGCCGGCUGCGGAAGCCGGUGCCCUGGUCAUGCUAGGCCAGGUUGGGGACGCGGUCGCCACUCCGAUCGUGGGAUUUUUGACCGAUAAGUACGGGACGAAGAGGCAAUGGCACGCGGCGGGGACGUUUCUGGUGUUCCUGACCUUCCCGAUGAUCUUCUCGUUGUGUCCGUGGUGCGACGUGGCUCCGCACUGGUGGGAGAUCGUGUACUUUACCGUGGUGAUUCUGCUGUUCCAGUUUGGCUGGCCAAUCGUACAGAUCACCCACCUGGCCAUGAUCCCUGAGUUGUCGCGGUCGCAGAAGGAUCGGUCCGAUUUGACAGCGGUUCGGUAUUCGGUGUCGAUCGUGUCCAACGUGGUCGUUUACCUCGUGACCUGGGCGGUUCUUCGAACCAGCUCGGACAACCAAAUCGGUGCCAACGAUGCCUAUCGAUUUCGUGAUAUCUCGUUAAUUCUGACGCUGGUCGGGGUGUCCAUGUCGGUGCUGUUCAACUUUUCGCUCUCGUUCAGCGGCUACGAGCAUCGGCGGCAUGCCGCGUUGCAGCAUAAUGUGAUCAAGUCGGGGCCCGGAAGUGGCACAGGAAGAAGGGAGCAGCCGCGGGACCCGGAGAAGCAAGCUUUGCUACAAGCUGAGCAGACGGGUGGAACUUCGCAGCAGACGGUGGCCAAUGGGGGGACGGUCAAGCCGGCAGACGACGAGGUCGUGCUGAGGAAGCCCAAGAAAAACUUCUUCAAGUCACCACUGCUGUACCAGAAUGCGUUGCUCUACGUCUUCUCCCGUCUCUUCAUGACCACCUCGCUGGUGUACAUGCCCCUAUGGCUGGACGAGCGCACCUUCCAGCCCGAUCCGGUCCAGAACAACGCCAGCGUGGAACAUCUGGCCACCAUUCCUCUAAUGUCCUUCCUGUCAUCGUUCGUCUCGUCCGUAAUCCUCAAGUACGCCAACCGAUACGUCGGCAACAGUCUGGUCUACUUCGUGGGAUCCACCAUCAGUUUGGGAGUCUGCUCUUGGGUCGCGUUGAGCACCAGCGACGGUUCGUACACCACCUUUGAACUGCUGGUGAUUGCGUCCCUGUUUGGCGCCGGGAGUUCCAUCACCAUGAUCAGCAGCCUGUGCAUCACGGCGGACAUGAUCGGGAAGCACGCGGACCAGGGCGGGUUCAUCUACUCCGCGGUCACGUUCGCCGACAAGCUCAUCACCGGCGUUGUCGUAGUCAUCAUUGAGUCCAUGAAAUGUAAGAAUCGAGCCGACUGUCCGGACUACUACCGGAGUGUGCUGGCAUACGCGUGCGGGACGGCCGCCGGUCUCGGCUGUCUCACGCUGGCAACCCUGGUCUGCACGCGAUCUACGACGCGUCGAUCGAGGAGAGCGGCGGCCCCAGUACAGCAACGAUGAUUGGAGCCAGUGACAUAUUAGCAAUUUUCUUUUAAAACUAAGUGAUACAUAGUGUCGAUUUUAAACAUUCUAAUCACGAUCAUGAUAUUUUAACACGCAAGAGUAAUGUUUAAGGAGGUCGUUAAAUACCAAUAAGUAUUUUCUAAAA